AUGAUGCCACCUAGAGGUGCUAGGAAGGAGCAACAGAAGGUUCGUUAUUUGCCUGUGUUAUCGGAUGGCAGUCGCACGUCUGGUUUCCUUAUGCUUGACGACAUAUUCCCUGAAGAGGCUGAGGAGAUACUCACCUUUGCGGACCAGACGGCUGCUCCAGUGGACAAGAAGGAAGGAGACUCCAAUGAAGGGGGAGGUGCGAAACCGAAGACUGCUGACACACCUGAAGACGGCGGAUCCAAGCCUUCCGGAGAGGCGCAGCCUCCGGCGAGUUUCGACCUCCCAGACACUUUCUAA
Molecule: messenger RNA, 297 nt
Organism: Perkinsus marinus ATCC 50983
Lineage: Eukaryota; Perkinsozoa; Perkinsida; Perkinsidae
Exons: 5
Coding region: 1-297 (98 amino acids)
Source: RefSeq, a predicted model, not a curated record